Molecule: messenger RNA, 387 nt
Organism: Asparagus officinalis (garden asparagus)
Lineage: Eukaryota; Viridiplantae; Streptophyta; Magnoliopsida; Asparagales; Asparagaceae
Exons: 2
Coding region: 1-387 (128 amino acids)
Source: RefSeq, a predicted model, not a curated record
AUGGGACAUGGGGAGGUUGUGAAGGGGAGUAGAGGAGGAUGUGAUGUCUCUAUUAUUAAAGCUAAAGCUCUAUAUGAGCAAGAAUCUAAAUAUAAGAAAGAGUUUCGAUAUGAACACAUUUGGCAUAUUCUAAAGGGUGCUGAGAAGUGGGCUGACCCUACACCUUCAAAGAUGGCGGUGUCUGGAACCAUCUCAAAUGCCGAAGGAUCAGAGUCGAACUCAAUGGACCGAGUUAAUCUAAUGGGUGAUGAGCAAUCUCCUACCAACGCCUCAUCAAGUCGACCCGUUGGAAGAAAGGCGGAAAAGGCGAAGGGAAAGAUCAUCUCCCUAUCUGAGUGUGAUGUUGAUAUUCUUAAGAAUAUAAAAAAAAAUGCAGGAAAAACGUGA